CUUCCUGCGGCGGAGUGACGUCUCUUGUUCCCUCGCAGAUCUUUGGCCGAGUCAGUCGGUUAAAGUGAUCACCUGCUGGCGUUGCGUCUGUGAGGGUCGUGUUUACAUUUUUUCCUCCUCCUUUUCGUUUUCCACCUCCAGGCCGCCGUCAGCGGAGGGUAACAGGAGACUGCGGCCGCACACGAGCAUCACGGGGCGGCGUCAGACACGGAGAACCGGCCCGCAGUUAACGGCGCCUGUCUGUGGAUUUGACUGUGAAUAAGCGCUGCCUGUCCGCCAGCUUCAGGUCUGAGACAUGAGCGGAAGAGUUGGAGACCUCAGUCCUAAGCAGGCUGAGGCGCUGGAACAAUUUCGAUCGAAGGUACAAGACAUUCUUCCUCAACUUCCUGCACAGCAUGACCACUUCCUGUUGCGCUGGCUCCGAGCGAGGAACUUCAAUGUGCAGAAAUCAGAGGCCAUGCUGCGAAAGCACCUGGAGUUCAGGAAACACAUGAAAGUAGACGCAAUAAUCACCGACUGGCAACCACCAGAGGUGAUAGAGAAGUAUCUUUCAGGAGGAAUGUGUGGCUACGACCGCGAAGGCAGCCCCAUCUGGUACGACGUGAUUGGACCCGUGGACCCCAAAGGACUCUUCCUGUCUGCGUCCAAGCAGGACUUCAUCAAGUCCAAGAUCAGAGACUGCGAGAUGCUGCAGAAGGAAUGCAACCUGCAGUCAGAGAGACUGGGCAGGAAUAUUGAGUCAAUCACGAUGAUCUACGAUGUUGAAGGUCUGGGACUGAAGCACUUAUGGAAACCGGCGAUAGAAACAUAUGGAGAGAUCCUCCAGAUGUUUGAAGAUAAUUACCCAGAAGGCCUGAAGAGGCUGUUUGUAAUUAAGGCUCCUAAACUCUUUCCAGUGGCCUAUAACCUCGUCAAGCACUUUCUGAGCGAAAUCACGCGACAAAAGAUCAACAUCCUGGGGGGAAACUGGCAGGAGGUUUUACUGAAGUACAUCGAUGCAGAAGAGCUGCCGGCCAUUUAUGGAGGGAAGGCGACGGAUCCUGAUGGAGAUCCUCGCUGUCGGACCAGGAUAAACCAUGUUGGCCCAGUUCCUCCUUCCUACUACGUGCGGGAUCACGUCAACGUGGAUUACGAACACUGCCUGACCGUCAAUCGAGGUUCUUCCCAACAGAUGGACUUUGAGAUCUUGUUCCCGGGCUGCGUCCUCCGGUGGCAGUUCGCCUGCGAGGGCGCAGACAUCGGCUUUGGGGUGUUUCUAAAAACCAGAAAGGGUGAGUGGAAGAAAGCGUCUGAAAUGCAGGAAGUGAUUCCCAGCCAGCGGUACAACGCUCACCUGGUUCCUGAGGACGGGUCGCUGACCUGUGAGCUUCCAGGAGUCUAUGUGCUGAGGUUUGACAACACGUACAGCAUCUUCCAGGCCAAACGGGUCAGCUACACGGUGGAGGUUCUGCUGCCGGACCGGCUCCAGUCCCAGCGGGAAGCCCAGACCAAUGGGACCAGUGAGGGGACCGGCGAGAAGUCCAGUGAGGGGACCAGCGAGAAGUCCAGCGACCAGCUGCAAGACGCACAAACUCGGCUCUGAAGAUAAGUUCAGGAUGGAUUAAACGAUGAAACAAGCACAGCCUGACGUACUUGAUGUAAAUAGAACCUUGCUGCUCUCGCAUUUUUACUUGAAAGUCCAGUUUAAUGCCACGGCUUGGUACCAACUCUGUUUCAAAUGUUUUGUUCAACCAAAAAUUAAACAAAAAUUAGCUCAAAUUAUAGUUUUUUUUUCUCUCCUUCUAUUAUUUAAAAAAACAAUCAAAAAUGAAUCAUGAAGUCAGGAGUAACAGUGGGCAAUAAAUAUGCAAAGAUAAGCUUUGAUUUAAAAUCAGAAAUGAAUUGUUUCAAAUCAAAUUUGAACUAAUAACAUUCCUGUUGGUUUGCUAAGAGAAAUCAGACUGAAUCCAGAAAUUGUAGAGCUCUGAUUUUUUUUCUUUAUGCAGUUCUUCAAACUUUUCACUCCAGUUCAAAGCAUAAGAUGCAUUCAAACCACCCGGCGUUUAAAGCAUCGGCUCCUACCAGGACUAGUGGAGGGGUGGCAACAACAUUUACAUUUCCAGGUAGAAAAACACAUUUGUGCUAAACUAUAUUCCUAGAAAAAUAUUUACACAAUUACAAUUAACUAACAACUUCAAAACUAAAACAAUCUGGGCCCAAACAAAAUCCAAAAACAUCCCCCUCCCUCUCAAUCUCAACAACGGAUUUUCCCAGUGAGGCUGAUUGAAAACACCAGGUCAUUUCCAUGGCAACGCAUGACCAGGUGACCUCAAAGAGACGAGAGAACGAUUAAAACAAAUAUUAAAUAAAGGUAUUUACUUCCUCCAAACAAAAGCAACACAUUUACCAGAUAAAUUAGAAUAUAGGAAGCAAAAAACAGCAACUGUUGGGGAGGAGAUCAAUUCCACAGCCACAUGUCAAAACGUUCAGUUUGAAGGAUUAAAUUUGAGAUAAAGUGAAUUUAUUUCAUACGUCGGCCAUACAAAGAAAAUAAUAAAAUAAAAUUACAGGAAUAAAGUCAUAAACUUACAACUUUAUUCUCAUGACUUGUAUUUUUAUUUUCUUAGUGUAGCUCUAUUUUGGUGUAUCAAUUUCAAGAAUGCUAAUAAAUGAAGUUUUUCUUUGUAAUAAAAUAUAAUAAGACUUGGUAACAUUUAUUUAGUGUCUGUUAUGUUUAUAAACUCCCUGAUGUCAAAUUUAACUGCAUUGAUAGACAAUCAGUGACAUAAUAUUAUGCAAUAUUCAUCUAUUUGCCUAAAACUUUUGCAAACUGUUUUUGCAAAUUAGAUGUAGAGAAAUGCAAUCGCUGUUAAGAGAAUUAAAUGUUAUUUUCACAAGAAUUGAUCAUUUAAUAACAAUAAGCUAAUUAAUAUUAUUUUUAAGCAUCAAUUUGACAGAAUGGCUGUUUGAACGAAUCUUCCCCGUUCCACCAGAGCAUCAAAAUGUAUUAAUAUAUUUGAAGAUAUGAUUCAAUGUCAUUAUUUCAUAAGUUUUAUAUUGAAAGUCAGUCAAGCUCAACCCGGCUACGGACGAUGUGAUUGGUCUGCAGCUAAAUGUCUGUGCAUGUUAACCAAUCAAAUGUCAGGAUCUAUAAAAGCACAGCUUUCUGAUAGCUAAAUUAUUUAACAAUUACCGGUAAAAUAACUUGGUUAUGUUACGAUGGUAAUGAAAUAAUUAUAAGAUUGUUUUAUUAUUUAAAAGAUAUUUUAUGUUACACCUCUUAUUAAAUUUUCACUUGCAGGAAAUUUAAAAAAAAAAUUUGUAGAAAAUUUCUGAGAUGUCAUAAUUUCAGACUUUUUCUACCAAACUUUUGACUCUUUAAACUCAAAUUUCUUUGUUUUUUUUGUGAAAAUGUAUUGUUCCCUUUUUUGUACUCAAGCCAAAAAACUCAAAUUUUCUAGAAUUAUUUAAGUGAAAUACAUUUAAUUAAAAUGUAUUUUAAUUAUUUGAGUAAUUAAUUACUGAAGUUAAUUCUAGUUUUAAUUAUAGGUUUUCAUGUUUAAUUUGUGUUUCAUAAAUUUUUCAUAUUAAUAUAAAUAUAUUUUUAUUUAAAGGUAUUAUUUUUAUAUAAACUAUUAAUUCUAUAAAUAUUUGAUAAUCAUAUCUGAAUAUUCAGACACACUUUAAUCAUCUCCAUUUGAGACAUUUUAAUUUAUUUUGGAGUUUUAAUCAUCUAACUGUUUUAAAAUAAAUACGUUUGUUCUGUGGUCUUAUUGGAAUUGAUUUCAAAGUUAGUAUAAAUAUGAUUUAUGGGUAUUUUCCUCUAAUUAAUGAAUAACUAAAUAUGUUUUCUAUGUAUAAAGUAAAUAUUGAUUUCUUACCAUGUAGCAUUCUAGCAUUUAUCACGACGUGGACAAAGUUAGAUUUAUUUUUUGUGUACAAUGGCAAAGAUAUUUAAAACAAAAACACUGCAACGAUGUUUACAUCUUGUCUGAAGUUCCUUAAAUCAGCAUCUUGAUGAUUUUUAAUUCCUGGACUUCAAGUCAACGGUGACUAACCAACUUUCACAAACAUUUCCAUAAAUACUCAGUAUAAUCAACAGUUUGUGAGAAAAAUAAUCUUAUUUAUGCAACAUACAGUAGUAUUAUACAUUCAUGUCUUGCCUGUUGAGGUAAAUGAGUUUUGUUUCACAAUGUUUAUGCAGUCAAAUAAUUGCUGGAUGUUGACUGAGGUCAAGAUAAAAUCCAUGUUUCUCAGUAAUAAUUUAUUCCAAAUGAUUCCUGUCUUUGGCUUUAUGUAUGUUUAUUUUUGCAUAGUAAUUCAGGUGUUACUGUUUGAUUCUGUGUGUGUAAUUAAAGCUGGAUUCAGAUCUUUA
This is a messenger RNA of Xiphophorus maculatus (southern platyfish), 4354 nucleotides long. RefSeq names its product SEC14 like lipid binding 2 (gene sec14l2). The transcript is spliced from 12 exons. The coding region runs from base 296 to 1582 and encodes 428 amino acids. Lineage: Eukaryota; Metazoa; Chordata; Actinopteri; Cyprinodontiformes; Poeciliidae. Gene Ontology annotation, cellular component: cytoplasm. The record is from RefSeq and is a predicted model, not a curated record.